UCAGUUUUACAUAGCAACCGUGCACAGGCUGCAUUACUGCUCGGAAAUCAUCGUAAAGCACUCAUAGAUUCGGAAAUGGCGAUAAAAAUCAACCCAGGGAACUUGAAGGGCUGGUUUAGGGCUGCAAAAAGUGCCUUUGGACUCGGAAACCUUCAACAGUGUAUGGACUUUUGUCAGAAAGGGCUUCUUCUUGCAAAUGAGCAGACAGAGUUGCUUUCACUGUUAGAGACUACCAGAGCUGCUCUUUCCAAGGCUGAAGAACAGGUGAUUCGUGACAAGCAUGUACAAGUUGAGAUCAAGUUGUAUAUUGAAGAGGUCUUAAUUCGUAACCUGGUGUUUGGUCCACCGAUUCUUGGAACUCAGGAACGCUUUCCAGAGUUCUCCAAGGAUAGAAGUUCUUUCUUGCACUGGGUGCUAUUUGUUUAUCCGGAAUACUCGCAGACAGAUGUCAUCAAGUAUUUCGACGAACAUACUACCUUUCAUGAACACCUUGAUUAUAUGUUCUCCGAUUCAAAUUGUCCACUUGCGUGGGACAAGGAAGGGGUUUACACGAGGGAAAGUCUUGAGUUAUAUUACCAAGCUAACGCUGUGCAAGCCUAUUCCAUAGAUUUCCUUGAAAACAUUUUACUGGAACAAUCAGGCGUCUACCAAAAGUAUGACUUUAUUCAAGGUGAUGGGCAUCAGUUCAAUGAUGCCCUUAUUGACCCCCGCGACAAAUACUUUGUUCGAGUCAAGGAGGACACGACUCUCAAACAAGUCUUGGCUGCAGAGGACCAUGUUAUUCCUGGGCAUCCCGUCAUAUACAUAGUUUCGCAAGAUUCAGAGUUUAAAAUCCGUUUUCUUGCUGGCAACUGGGAACUGUAG
Micromonas pusilla CCMP1545 is the source of this 864-nucleotide messenger RNA. RefSeq lists its product as uncharacterized. Gene Ontology annotation, cellular component: nucleus; cytosol. The record is from RefSeq and is a predicted model, not a curated record. The annotation marks the transcript as partial. Gene Ontology annotation, molecular function: Hsp70 protein binding; Hsp90 protein binding. Gene Ontology annotation, biological process: protein folding. Lineage: Eukaryota; Viridiplantae; Chlorophyta; Mamiellophyceae; Mamiellales; Mamiellaceae. The transcript has a single exon.